Messenger RNA from Mitosporidium daphniae, 366 nucleotides. RefSeq lists its product as uncharacterized. The record is from RefSeq and is a predicted model, not a curated record. The transcript has a single exon. Bases 1 to 366 code for a protein of 121 amino acids. NCBI's taxonomy places the organism in Eukaryota, Fungi, Microsporidia.
AUGGUGAUAACUCUCGUUAGCGUUGCUACAAAGCCCGAGCAGUGCCAACUAUCAAUCGAAGCCAAGGGGCCGCUUCUGAGGUCCGCUCUUGCUUUGCUCAAGGAGAAUGAGAUGCUUGCCCUAUUUCAAGUGGCAUACGUGUCCAUCUCAGCUGGUACGCUUCCGCCAAGCAGGGAUACCCCAGAAGCAAACAUGCUGAGCGAUAAGCUUUCAAAUGGAGAAGGUAUUCCAUUAAUUCUAUUCAUAGGCUUUACCCUUGUUGUAACCUUAUCACCAAAACAUCGAUGUCCCCGUUGCUGGCUCCACAGAGCCGAUGUUUUCGCAUCCCCGUGCAUUCGUUGCGCAGAAGCUCUUGAAAAUAAAUAA